GAGCAAGAAAGGCUUAGCCCAGCUAGAGCUUUAUUAGCGCAUUGGAAUUUGCAUGUCAGCUCUCCAAUUGGCAAGUGGCUCGAGCUCCCGUUUUCAGCCUCGAAAUCAGAAGCGUUGCCUUGCGCCUCAAUUAACUACUGCAGCAUAACAUAUUUCGACCUUUGCCUCUGCUUCUUCAUACCAAGUCGAGAUCUUGAAGGUAUUCUGUCCACACAGCCAUACCACCGAGUUCGCGCAGAGGCUCGUGAAGUAACACGACUUCAUCAAGUCAAACACCAAUUUUUGCAAAUCAAAAAAGAGUAGCUCCCUGAAGGAGCAAACUCCAGACAGCAUGUCCAACAAACAGGGCAAGAUGGCCGGUUACAUCAACUACCGGAUGAGAGUAACUCUCUUGGACGGUCGUCAGAUGACUGGCCAAAUGCUCGCCUUCGACAAGCACAUGAACCUUGUGCUCGCAGAUACCGAGGAGUUUCGCAAGCUGAAGCGCAAGACGACAAAGCCUGCUGCCGCCCCCGGCGCAUCAACCCCCCAGACUCAAACCAUCGAGACCGAGGAGAAGCGCACUCUUGGCUUGACCAUUGUCCGUGGCGCCCAGAUCGUCUCGCUCUCCGUUGAAUCGCCUCCCCCACAAGAUCCCAGCACACGACUUGGCAAGACCACAACCGGCGGUCUUCCCUCCGCACUCACAUCCGGCCCCGGUGUGGCUCGACCUGCCGGGCGUGGCGCUGCUCCUGCGAGCUUGGCCGGUCCUGCUGCUGGUGUUGGUCCUG
Truncatella angustata is the source of this 770-nucleotide messenger RNA. RefSeq lists its product as uncharacterized. Gene Ontology annotation, cellular component: catalytic step 2 spliceosome; U1 snRNP; U5 snRNP. Gene Ontology annotation, biological process: mRNA splicing, via spliceosome. The record is from RefSeq and is a predicted model, not a curated record. Gene Ontology annotation, molecular function: RNA binding. The annotation marks the transcript as partial. Lineage: Eukaryota; Fungi; Ascomycota; Sordariomycetes; Amphisphaeriales; Sporocadaceae. The transcript is spliced from 3 exons.